UGGCAAUAAAAUAAAAUUCGGUGGUUAACGGAAAUUGAUUACACGACGUCUUCCGUACGCGUGGCAAUUAUUUAGUCUUACGUUUGCUAACAUCAGCAACGAUGUACUUUUUGCUAUAUACGAUUUACCGCCAUUAAAGUCGUGAAUGCCGUUAUCUACGCCGGCAAGAAACAGUUGCGUAAAAGAGUAGUUCUUCUUUUAUUUCAGUACCAUUAGUCUCGAGAUGAAGAAGCACUAACGGAAUUUUAAGUCUGAACAGUUUGAAAAAAGAAACGUUUAAAUACGAGGAUACACUAUCAAAAUAUUGAUAUCCGACAAGUUAAAUAAUGGGAUAUUUGAAGUCCAUAGGUACCGUGAUCAUAUAUAUCGGUCUUUUCUUAACUGUUAUCACCUUUUUGCCAGGUUUACCUCCGGAAACAGACUUUUCCGAAUACAGUAUAAAGCUUCCUACCGAGCCGCAAGAUCGGUUUGAGCUAAAAAAUCGACUACAGGGAGCAGAAGUACUAUUUUCUGGAGCAAUCAAAGGUCCAGAAAGUUUUGCUUCUUAUAAUGGAGAAUUAUAUACUGGUAUACGUGGAGGUUAUGUCGUGAAAAUCGAAGAUAAUCAUAUUGUACCAAUUGUAAAAUUUGGUAAAAAAUGUGAUGGUUUAUGGCAAGAAGAGAAAUGCGGUAGACCUUUGGGUUUACAAUUCAAUAAAAAAGGAGAUUUAUUUGUAGCUGAUACUUACUAUGGUAUUUUUAAAGUUGAUGUUAAUACCAGACAAUAUAUAAAUAUAGUUAAUAUUUCUGUACCUAUUAAUGGAAAAAUUCCAAAAUUGAUUAAUUCUUUGGACGUUGCCAAGAAUGGAGAUAUUUAUUGGACAGACUCUAGUACAGAUUUUGUUCUUCAUGAUGGAGUAAAUGCAGCUUUUGCUAAUCCGUCUGGAAGACUUAUUCGAUAUAACGUUGUGACAAAAAAGAACGAAGUGUUACUACAAAAUUUGGUGUUUGCAAAUGGAGUUUUAUUAAGCGACGACGAAAGUUUUGUCAUUGUACUAGAAACUUUUGCUUCGCGUAUUAUUAAGUACCAUUUGAAAGGUCCAAAGAUUGGGCAACAGGAAAUUUUUGUAGAAGCUUUACCCGGCCUGCCAGACAAUGUACAUAGCGACGGACAAGGAGGCUUUCUAGUGACUUUAAUUCAAUACGUGGAUCCUCAAUAUCCUUUCAUAGCUCAGUCUCUUAUGCCGCAUCCAUAUAUACGAAAAAUGUUAGUGAGAUUAUUAUAUUUGAUAGAAGCCCCGUUUAAAUUAUUGCAAGAUGUUUAUCCAAAUUAUUAUGCGGAAAGAGUUUUGCAUUCGAUAGGAUCUUUUGAAACUUCAAAGAUUUUGGAUACAAAAGGAAUUUCUGUAGUACUUAGAUUGGAUAAAGCAGGAAAUAUCUUAGAUGCUUUAUAUUCAGAAGAUGGAAGUGUUCAUAACGUAUGCUCUGCUUACAUUCACAAUGGAUAUCUGUGGCUAGGUUCUCCUUGGAACGAAUAUAUCAUGAAAGUUCCACUAAAACAAGCACUACCAGAUUUAAAAGAGAAUGUGAGAAAGCAGGCAGAAAACGAACCACUUCCAACAGUUCCAAAGAAAAAUGUUAAACUAGAAACGAAACCUACAAAUGCUAAACCAAUUGUUCGAGAAACAACACCAAAGUCUACAACUACAUCUCCCGAACCAACCGUUAAAGUACCAACAACGCAAAAACCUGUUGCGGAUGCAAAAACUCAAAAGCCAAUCGUGGAUUCGACGACGCAAAAGCCAGUUACAGUUACAACAACAACAAAACCAAUCGCAGAUGCAAAAACUCAAAAACCAGUAGUCACGGAUUCAGUGACACAAAAGCCAAUCACUGAUGAAAAAGUACUAAAGUCUACAACGCAUUCACAUCCAACUACUACCACUCCAAAACCUUCUUCAUCCCCACCUACUGAGAAAACGUUAACGAAGGACACUACGAAGAAUACGGCAAAGGAUAUUAAGAAAGACAGUAUAAAUGAGAUUAAGAAAGAUAACGUUAAUGCAAAGACAUCAAAUGUAAAAACUGAAUCGUCGGAGAAAGGUAACAAAGCGACGGUAAGACCAAAGUCUGAUGGAUCCGUUAAAGACAAUACUCGCGAUACUCGGUCUGAGAAAUCCAAGCCAGUGGAGAAAAAGUGAUUCCGCUAAGAAUACUCUAAUUUUUAAUUAAGACAUCAGUCCAAGUUUGAAUUAAAACUUGAUUAUAUUCCAUUACAUAUUAUUACAGGUUCUACAUAUUCCAAACAUAUCGUCAUAAUUGUUCCGAUGUUACAGAUUUUUUAGCAUCCAUACAUUCGCUGUAUUAAUGAUAAAGAGUUUGCUUUUUAUUUAUGUUUUCUUAACAGAGUUUCAUAAAAUGAUACUACGACUAUUUUAUUUUGUUAUAAUUUUUUAUA
Messenger RNA from Colletes gigas, 2437 nucleotides. Its product is annotated as adipocyte plasma membrane-associated protein-like. Bases 327 to 2180 code for a protein of 617 amino acids. NCBI's taxonomy places the organism in Eukaryota, Metazoa, Arthropoda, Insecta, Hymenoptera, Colletidae. The transcript is spliced from 4 exons. The record is from RefSeq and is a predicted model, not a curated record. Gene Ontology annotation, molecular function: strictosidine synthase activity. Gene Ontology annotation, biological process: biosynthetic process.